ACCAGACGAGCGUGUCCCCCGAGCUCGCAGCUGUUCCGAGCGCACGUUUCACGCGUAUAUUUCUCCCCUCGGUCCUUCCCAACGACCGUUACACGCUGGUUCAACCAAAAUCGACGAUCAUUCUUAGUUCAACAGGCGCGGGGGCAAUCGAUGUAAUAUAAGUGAAACGAAAACUUGAGUAAGGUUUAUGGAAAAAUCGUUAUUUGAAAGGCGAUUAAACCCGAAUCCAUUCACCCCCAAAAACUGUCAAAAUUUCAAUUCGCAUAAUCGGAAUCAUUAGCUGUGCUAGUGGAAUGAGUUUUGUUUCAAAAAAAUUCAUCAAAACCCUCCCAACAUCGAGAGAAUCGAAGCAAACUAUUGUUGCUGCUUAAAUUAUACGUAAUCGAAAAAUAACGGUUAAAGCGAUCACAAAAAUGACAAACAUAACGGAUUCUAACAAUAGUGAAAACGUUCGAUCAUGAUAAACGAACGUCGUUUGUCAAAAGGUCCAAAUGGACCGUGAGAAAAUAUUUCCUCCCAACGUGCGAUGAAAUCCCGAAAAAAUUUUCGACGCGAACAAACCAAUUUUAUUCAGACAAAGCAAUAAAAAAUCUAGCCUGAGCGCGUGGGUGGUAAGCUGCGAGGGUUAAAUUCCAAUAAAGGCAUUUAUCAAAUCGCUAGAAUACCGGAACUUUUUCAACCGCUCAAACGAAGUUAAAAAAACGUCAAUAAAUAAUGUAUUAAACUGUUGCGGAUGAUGGACUACGUCAGAAAAAAUGAUGGAUCUCGACGCGAUAAAGAAAAAACGAUCGUGUCGACAACAGUAAAAAAAAUGUACUUUCAAUGCAAAAAUUAAACGAAAAGUCAAAAUAUCUAAAUAACUUAAAUUAAAAAAAAAUGUGAAUGAACUUCGAGAGUGAGUGAAAGUUUGAGGAAAGUAUUGAUAAACAAUUUCGAUCAGCCAGCACGAAAACUUUAUCCAUUCGCGUGGCUCUAUGUGGGUGUACGCACUUCUGUGCUGCUGGUUCCAUCGACUCUGACCCUUUUGUCGGAUAACAGAGAACAAUAUAUUUGUAGCAAACUCGAAAAUCCAAUUACGAAGCUCGACUUGGCGUCUAUAACAAUUAUCUAUACGCGCCGGAGGUUGCGGGUCGAUACUUAUCCGUUGUAUCCUCAAGAUUCAAAGCGUGGCAUAUACAAUGAAAUUGGGUUCCUCGAGCCGGUAUUUCUCAUCGGUUGUUUGCUGGUGUCUCUAACAUUGUUAACAUCGAUCUCGGGAGGCGAGGACGUUGUUGAACGUGGUUGAAUCGUUUGCUCUUGGCUCUCAACGGGGAUGAAACUUUAACGAGGAUAACCAGCUGGGGCAGAACUUUGCCACAAGGAUACAAUUGAAAUCGUUAUCAUCGAGCAACAAGAAAUCUUCGAGGCCUGGGUUUCCUCUUGGUUGCAGAAAUGCGCGGUGUGGCAACAUAGAAAAACUUGCCUCCUUCGAUAAAAACCGGUGGACAAGUUCCUCAUCCAAUUUAUUUUUUAUUCUAUCAUCGUAUUUUUCUUUUUGCCUUUGCUCUCUGUUUACUCGGUCACAUUAAUUCGUCAGUAAUUACUUCUCCGGUUACUUUAUAACGAGUUUGAGAAAAGUUGCCGAUUAUACGGGAGGUUAAGAAAAAGAAAGUGACCGAGGGAGGCUGUGGAACGAGAAGAACUUACGUGCAAGGCAAAUCCUCAUCGUACUUGUCAACGUUGGCAAAUAUUUUCUCUGCAAACGUAGUAAAUCUGGUGCAUCGUGAUAAUUUCAAGAUGACCUGACCCGAUGUAGGAACGCAGAUAGCAGCGAGGCGACGAUCCCAAGAUUCCGAGAUCCGAAGGACGAGAAAUAGAUAUUCAUCGAAAGAACGAUAGACGGAGAAGGGAAGAGAUAGAAAAAGGAUCGAUAACGGCCUACACAGAGAUAAAGCAAAAGAGCAGCAGAGAGAGGCGAGUGUGCAAAAGUGGGAGGAGGAGGGAAGGCCAUCGAAAGUAAUUCCGUCAAAAUGAAUUCGUCGUAUCUUCUUGGCGAGGACGAAGAAUGGGGACCUCGUUAUUACUUCACUUACUACAGCCAGUUUGGUGAUCGAAAAGGAGCUAGCGGGGUCGAGGUCGUUGUCCUAGCUGUGACGUUCGUUGUAGCUGUUGGUACGAAUCUUGGUAUUGCAGCUUGCGUUUUACGCUACAAGGAAAUGAGAACGCCCACGAAUCUGUGCUUAGUUAAUUUGGCUGCUGCAGAUUUGCUCUUUUCGUUUGGUGUACCUGCGGUCGCCUACACCAGGCUGACCCAGUCUUGGCGUCUUGGUGAAACCGUAUGCAGAUUGCUACCAUACUCACAGUUUGUGUGCGGUUUCGUGCUGCUAUGGACACUGACACUGAUAUCAAUGGACAGGCAUCGAUGUCUUGCAGUCGCUCCUUAUAGAAGCGCUUUAACGGGCUCACGUGUACUCGCAGCGAGUUUGCUCACUUGGAUCAUUGGCAGCUUGAUAUUUCUACCAGCUGCUUUCUGGUUCAGGCCAAAGGAAGUUAUGGGCGAUGUGACGAUUUGCACAUUGGUUUUUCCGAGGAGCGACGUCGUCAACAUAUCACUUUGCUUCACAAUUCCGAUAAUCAUAGUCGCCUGCCUAUUGCCAAUGGUUCUUCUUGUUUAUCAUUAUCAGAGAAUCUUUCAGCGCAUCCUCGACACGAGGAGCCGGUGGGCCGUUUCUUGUGUCACUCAAGCUCAAGAGUCCGGAUCAGGCGGGCGAAGAGAUUCCGAGCUUUCGGUGGUAGGUACAUUGGUACCGUGGGCCGGAAGAAAAUUAUCAUCGGCUUCGGUGACGGGUCGCCAAGGUAGAGCGGGGAGUUUGUCUCAACACGAAGAAGUUCGGCUGCACAAACACUUGCGAGUCGUUAGAAUAUUACUAUUGAACGUGGUUGCUGUGCUCGUAAUGUGGUUACCGAUAACAACGGUGAUGUUACUGAUUUACAUAGACGGUCGUAGGCCCAACGAGGAUACCGAUUUUUUCUUGAAAUCUCAUCACUUCAUUUGGGCCCUGAUAACUGCUCAGCUCAACACCGUUAUUAAUCCGUUGCUUUACGGAGUUUUUUCCGAAAAUUUUCGCGCCUGUUUCGCCAAACUUUGGGGCCGCAACAUUACGAAUGGCGCGACAGGAAGUGGCGAACGAGGAAGUGGCGGCGGUGGAACAGGCGGCGCCACUGGCACGAGAAAAAGCGCGAGAUCGUUCGAGGCACUGCAGGACCGAUUGGCCGCUUCGAGGAGCGGCGGGAAUGUUAAAAAUGCAUCGAGACCCAGUAAAAAGAGCUCGAGUUGCAGCAUCGGUAGUAUAAUCGAAGUACCAGCCUCGGAAAAACUUUAAACCAUCGAUGAAACUCAACGUGAAUCGAAAGUGUGAUUCGAAAUAUUUUCGAGUUCUAGAAGAUACUGAGACUGAGGAUCGGAGGUGUGAUUCGCAAUUUUAUUCUCUCUUAACAUAUGCGUUUCAUGUACCAACGAUUCGAUUUUAGAUCGAUCGAACUCAAAUAUAAAGCUUGUGAUUAGUGAUAUUGUAUGAGACACGUUCGCAGUGAUCGUGAGAACAAUUGUUCUAUUCAAAUGUUUAGUUUCUUUUUCUACAUUACGAUUGUACAUUGUACAUGAUUUUUCUUAAUUUAUUUGUAAAUUUGAAUGCAAAAUUGUGCGUGAAAUGAUGGAAGCAUUCGUAUCGGAUGAAGGAUUAUAGAAAAUGUAAAAAUAUUCUUGAUAAUGAUGAAACUACGAUUGUCUCCAUUUUUAUCUCGGCAACAAUUCAAAAGAAUAAUUUUUUUCGUUUUAAUUAUUUCUUCUUCGAGAUGUGACUUCAAAAUAUCGCUGGUUAUCGCAAACUGAAAAACUCUACCGAAACAUAUUUGAAGAAAUCAUUUACAGAAGUUCCCGUUGGCGAGACGUCAGAUAAACAACCAAAAAAAAAAGUUAGUGAACCAAUAAACGUAAGAGAGUCGAAAGAUACGAUCAACUCGUAAAUAUUGCAGGUAACGAAAAUACGAAUUAUUUCCGAAUUAAUUGCAUUUUAGUUAGUUGAAAUACACCGAUACAUCGUAAAAACUGUUCGUAAAAAAAAUACCGAAUUUAAUACAUUCUUGGAAAAGGCACUAAACGCCUCUUUUUCAGCUUUGAGGAUGAAUUAUAGGGGAGACCGAGGCGGGUUGGGUAACUUUUCAAAGUAUUGCUUGUAAACAAAGAACUAAAGACGAUUUCAAAAACCAAAUGGUUUUCUCUAAUAGAAACAACCUUCCUCUAUCUCUGAUAAAAAUUUCAAUUUUUUAAUUUAAAACGAAAUGAGUUAUUGAAUCGCUUUUUUGACGAACCGUUUUUGUGUCAACCGAUCCCACGGUCGGGGCAAGUUGAUACAAGCAUCGGGGCAAGGUGACUAUGGUACUAUUUUUAUCCCAUAAUCAACUACGUAUUAGCGAAAUUAAUAAAAAUGGAUAGUUAUCAAUAUUAUUUAUUUGAUGAUUCGAACAAUGAAUACAAAAUGUUGACAUAAGUGAAUGUAAAGAUAAUUUUUGUCUGUAAGUGUGAGAAAAAGGAAUAUUGAUCCUCAUCCUCGUCAUCAAAAUCAGAAUUGCAGUUUUUACACACAUAAAAUAUAUUUUUACUGGCACACCUUGAGUGGGCCCAUUUAGAGCACUCAUGUGUGUCGACACAUGUAUUAGCCAACACCAUACCACUGUUGACCUACUUACCUCAUACUGCUUUUUUUAAUAACAAAAAGUUCUACCAGCAAAUUAUAGCGAUAAUUGAGAAAAAUACUAUGCACAAUUAUAGUUCAAUAUAUGAAAAUUGAUGUAGAGGAUUAUUCUAAUAAUUGGAAGAAAAAUUAAGGCAGCAAGAGAUAUAUAAAAUUGAUGUAAAAGUUUGGUUUUGUAUCUAGAUUUAUGAAAAUUCUUCCCACAGGAGUGAGAAAGAGGUUACAAUGAACAAUUAUAUCAACCAGGCGUAUGUUUACAUUACGUAGUUUAGAUUUUAUUGUUUAUUAGUUAACUUGCCCCGUUGCUUAACUAGCUCCAGUCUCCUCCACAUCUAAAUAUGCCAAUAAUUUUAUUCUACUAAAAUUUCACAUCUUAACAGUUGUAGAGAAAAAAUUGGAAGAAUUCUACUAUCUCCGAGACUAAAAUGCAUGAACGAGAUCAAUUUUUUUCACAAAUAACUGAAACAAAAUAACAAAUAACUAGAUGAUCACAUUAUCUGAUGGCAUGAAAUAAAUUUGUCAAAUUCAUCGAAAAAAUUAAUAUUUUUUUAGACUAUCCUUUUUGUGAGCAGCUUUUUCUUACGCCUUAGAAAUUUUAAGUUGAUAAUGCUGCACAAUUUUUUGACGAAUACCUUAGCAAAUCUCGCGAUUCGUGUAUUCAGACGACCUUAAAAGGAAAUGAUAGUUUUGAAAAAUACAGCUGGACUCAAAAAGAACACAAAAAUCAUUGUAUGCGACGACAACGAAAACAAUUGUGUAUGAAUAUGCAAAGAAUAUUUUCUCCAAUAUCCUACAUUUUUUCUGAGGAAAACUAAACACUCCGAUCUACUACUGAAAAUUGAUAUUCGUGAAGUUUCAGACAGUGGCAAUUUUUUUCCAGAUUUUCCUACAAUUCCGGAUCGUUGGUAUCUUGAUCCAAUAUAAAAUUUUUGGCAUAAUUAAUACUAUACGCACCCUUAAGAAAUACAUUGUACAAUGUCAUAUUCAGCUAUGAAAAAAAUCAUACGCGACUUCGUCAGCUCGGCCACGAAAAAAAUUAAUGAACCAUAUAAUUUCUGUCUGCAAAAUAUAUUGUGGGCGAAUAUCAAGUUGUACGAAAGAAAUAUAUAUUUUUUAUAUUUUUACGACUUACAAAAAAUAAAGUUAUUUUUAUUUAAAACUUAUACAGUAUUUAUAAAAAAUACAAAUAAUUGAUAUAUAAAAAAUAUAAAUAAUAUAUAUUUCAUUGUAAAAUUUCUUUUUCGCGUAUAACUGAUUCAAGGUGUGUGAAUUUUUUUCGUGAAAACGAUCAGAUCGAUGUCGAUUUAAGAUUGUGUAAAUAUAGUAUAACAUAUGCAUACUGGAUAAACAUAAAUUCCCAUUUUCCCUCUCCCAAAAUGUACAAUUUUGUAAAUUCGAACUAUUAUACAAGAAUAAAUGUAUUUUCUAGAAACAA
Messenger RNA from Venturia canescens, 6168 nucleotides. Its product is annotated as free fatty acid receptor 4-like. Lineage: Eukaryota; Metazoa; Arthropoda; Insecta; Hymenoptera; Ichneumonidae. The coding region runs from base 2010 to 3362 and encodes 450 amino acids. Gene Ontology annotation, biological process: cellular response to hormone stimulus; G protein-coupled receptor signaling pathway. The record is from RefSeq and is a predicted model, not a curated record. The transcript is spliced from 6 exons. Gene Ontology annotation, molecular function: G protein-coupled receptor activity; peptide binding. Gene Ontology annotation, cellular component: plasma membrane.